CACACAAAGACACACAAACAUACAUAUAUAUAUCUUAUAUAUAUUCUUUGAUUCUAUAUCUGCUUAUUUCUUCUUUUGUAAAGCAAAGCUCAAGACCACAUAGGCUCCUUAUAGACACCUAAAGGCUUCAUUUUGUACCCACCAAAGCACGCCUCAUCCUUACUCAUUUUACCUGGCAACCUAAGCUUGUUCCGCAAAAGAAACAAUCCAAUCUCAGUUCGACAUACAACACUUGUUCAAGUACGAUAACUUUGCAGUUUUAUUUGUCCAUCUCUCUUUGCACCUUAGCACCAACUUAUACAACAACCCACCUAAAUCAUGUCAUCCACACGCAACAUCUUUAACCAGCCCUCCAACAACGGUCGUGUUGUCACUCUCCAGUCAGGUGGUUUGAAUGAAAGAUUUAGCCAAUUGAGCCAAAUUAGCCAAAUUAGCAACGCAAAGAAGGUUUAUGUUAAGGAAGAUGUCGUUACUUCAUCGAGCGUUUUUAGCCGCAUCCGUGGUAACACUGCCUCUCAGGGAGGUCGUAAGAAUGGGUCAAAUGGUAUCCAAAGUCGCUUAGGAAAGACAGUUGGUAGUAUUCAAAAGCGUACCAAUGCACAGUCCAUGUCAGGCGUUGUUAGACAGGGACAAGCUAAUGUACGUGGAAAACAAUACACAUCACCAGCCUUAACAAGAGGAGGAGGAGGACGCAGACAGCAACCACAGAACAACAACAACAACAACAACAGAAACAAUAACAACAGAAACAACAACAGUGGUCCUAGAGGACAACAGCAAAAGGUUCAGCGUGGUGGUGCUUCAGGUCAAAGAGGGGGUCGCCAGGAAAAGCCCAAGAGAGCUACGGCUGAAGAUCUCGACAAGGCUUUAGAUGCUUACAUGAUGAAGGAUCCCAAAACUGCCCAGAUCAAGCUCGACGAAGAAAUUACUUCUUAUAUGGACGAGGCAGGCGAUAUUCUAAUGGAUUUGUAAAAAAACAAACAAAAAAAACAAAAAGAAAGAAAGUUAAUUAUGUAAAGGACAACGGCAAAACAACAAGAACAAAAACAUGAACAUGAACAUGAACAUGAAUAUGAACAUGAACAUGCAAAAAAAAACCAAAUACGACACCUCUUUACAACUGUAGUCAAAUCGUUUCUAUACACACGAGUACAUAAACUCAUAUACUAUACAUAC
This is a messenger RNA of Phycomyces blakesleeanus NRRL 1555(-), 1176 nucleotides long. RefSeq lists its product as hypothetical. The record is from RefSeq and is a predicted model, not a curated record. Bases 319 to 972 code for a protein of 217 amino acids. The transcript is spliced from 3 exons. Lineage: Eukaryota; Fungi; Mucoromycota; Mucoromycetes; Mucorales; Phycomycetaceae.